This is a messenger RNA of Chanos chanos (milkfish), 3221 nucleotides long. It is a transcript of the gene trpv4, whose product is annotated as transient receptor potential cation channel, subfamily V, member 4. The record is from RefSeq and is a predicted model, not a curated record. Gene Ontology annotation, biological process: osmosensory signaling pathway; actin filament organization; calcium ion import across plasma membrane. Gene Ontology annotation, molecular function: protein binding; calcium channel activity. Gene Ontology annotation, cellular component: plasma membrane; cilium. The transcript has 17 exons. The coding region runs from base 208 to 2844 and encodes 878 amino acids. NCBI's taxonomy places the organism in Eukaryota, Metazoa, Chordata, Actinopteri, Gonorynchiformes, Chanidae.
CGAACAAGUUCAACUAAUAGCAAUAUCUGUCUGGAACAGUUUUUUUCAGUGUAGCUAAUUUAUUUGAUCUCAAUUACGAGUCUUCACAGUUCAACGUGAAGGGACAAGUUCGCGGACUUCAAGAACCGCAGCUGCGCCGCUCAAACAAGGCAGCGGUUUUGGGCUCCUGGCGAAGAGGAAUUUGGCACCGCACGAUUACGGCAAAGGAUGAAUGAGGCUCGUUCUGUUUCAACCCUAAUGAGGCGAUACCGUCUAGCCAUGACGGAGAAGGAUGCCUCUUUCAGCGAAAACUCAACGGCCGCUGGGUCAGGUACGCAAGACUCAGCUGAAGGUAAGGAUGGGUCCACUGAUGGAGAUCCCUCCUUCCCGUUGUCAUCUCUGGCGGAGCUCCUGGAAAGUGAGGAAGGCGGCCCCCCGCUCACCCAGGACAACCAGGCCAGACCCGGACCCGGACAACCCACGGAAAGCCGGCAGAACCUGCGCAUCAAGUUCCAAGGAGCCUUCAAGAAGGGCAUCUCCAACCCCAUGGAUCUUUUGGAAUCCACGAUCUACGAGUCGCCCGUGGUACCCGGGCCCAAAAAAGCCCCCAUGGACUCUCUGUUUGACUAUGGCACAUGUCGCCAGGCCAACAACCAGAAACGACGAAGGAAGAAGCUCCCACGAGGAAAGACAGAGAUGGAGGUUUCGUGUGAUGAGGGGAUGAACCCUGACCCUCCGAAGGUGCUGAAAGUCUUUAACCGGACGUUGCUAUUCGAUGCUGUUUCUCGGGCUGACCCCGGUGCCCUGGAAGGACUUCUCCAGUACCUGCAGGCCAAUGAAAAAAGACUGACAGACGAGGAGUUCAAAGAACCUUCGACAGGAAAAACGUGUCUGCCCAAAGCUCUCCUGAACCUGUACAAUGGCGAAAACGACACCAUUGCCCUGCUGGUGGACAUCGCCGAGAAAACGGGGAACCUGCGCGAGUUUAUCAACACGCCCUUCAGAGACGUCUACUACCGGGGCCAGACGGCGCUCCACAUUGCCAUAGAAAGACGCUGUAAACAGUAUGUGGAGCUGCUGGUGGACAAGGGAGCUGACGUCCACGCCCAGGCCAGGGGCCGCUUCUUCCAGCCCAGAGACGAAGGAGGCUACUUUUACUUCGGUGAGCUCCCUCUCUCGCUAGCCGCCUGCACCAACCAACCAGACAUGGUGCACUACCUGACGGAGAACGCCCACAAGAAGGCGGACCUGCGGCGGCAGGACUCCCGCGGCAACACGGUCCUACACGCGCUGGUGCACAUCGCCGACAACACGCGCGACAACACGCGUUUCAUCACCAAGAUGUACGACCUGCUGCUUAUCAAGAGCGCCAAGCUCUACCCCGAAUGUAACUUGGAAACGGUGCUAAACAACGACGGCAUGUCUCCCUUAAUGAUGGCCGCCAAGCUGGGCAAAAUCGGGGUCUUCCAGCACAUCAUCCGGAGGGAGAUAAAGGAUGAGGAGGCUCGGCAUCUCUCGCGGAAGUUUAAAGACUGGGCGUACGGGCCGGUCUACUCCUCCCUCUACGACCUGUCCUCCCUGGACACCUGCGGAGAGGACGUGUCUGUGCUGGAGAUCCUGGUCUACAACAGCAGGAUUGAGAAUCGACACGAGAUGCUGGCGGUGGAGCCCAUUAACGAGCUGCUGAGAGCCAAGUGGCAGAGGUUCGGCGCGGUCACGUUCUACAUCAGCGUCGUCUCGUAUCUGGUCACCAUGAUCAUCUUCACCCUGGUGGCCUACUAUCGGCCCUCGGAGGGCACUCCUCCAUAUCCUUACACCACCAACUCCGACCGUCUGCGUCUCGUAGGGGAGGUCAUUACCCUGGCAUCCGGAAUCUUCUUUUUCCUCACCAACAUUAAGGACCUCUUCCUGAAGAAGUGCCCCGGGGUGAAUUCUUUAUUUAUUGAUGGAUCUUUUCAGCUGCUCUAUUUUAUCUACUCUGUGCUGGUGUUGGUUACGGCAGCGCUCUACCUGUCUGGGAUCAAGGCUUACGUGUCUGUGAUGGUUUUCGCCCUCGUACUGGGCUGGACAAACGCUCUCUACUUUACCCGGGGCCUGAAACUCACAGGGACCUACAGCAUCAUGAUACAAAAGAUUCUCUUCAAAGACCUCUUCAGGUUCCUGCUGGUAUAUGUCCUCUUCAUGAUCGGAUAUGCCUCAGCUUUGGUCACUCUCCUCGCAGCUUGUCCGCCUCCGGGUUCCGACUGCAACGGCACCUGCCCCACUUACCCCGAGUGCCGCGACAACGACACUUUGAGCAAGUUCUUGCUGGACCUGUUCAAGCUGACCAUCGGAAUGGGAGAACUGGACAUGAUUGACAACGCCCAGUAUCCGGUGGUCUUCCUCAUCCUUCUGGUCACCUACAUCAUCCUCACCUUUGUGCUCCUGCUUAACAUGCUGAUCGCCCUGAUGGGAGAGACGGUCGGGCAGGUUUCCAAGGAGAGCAAGAAGAUCUGGAAGCUACAGUGGGCCACGACCAUACUGGACUUUGAACGCUCUUUCCCCGUUUGUCUGCGAAAGUCUUUUCGCGUAGGGGAGAUGGUUACUGUGGGUAAAAACUGGGAUGGGACGCCUGACAAACGCUGGUGCUUCAGGGUGGAUGAAGUGAAGUGGUCCCACUGGAAUCAGAACCUGGGAAUAAUCAAUGAGGACCCAGGUCAGAAAGAGGCUAACCAGUACGACCUUCCACAGUCUGGGAGGGGCCUUAGGAGAGAUCGCUGGUCCACAGUGGUUCCCAGGGUGGUGGAGUUGAGUCGGGGACCCAGACAGAGGGACCACGUGGUGGAGAUGGAGCCACUCACUCCCAGACACAGAUCGGGGAGCUAGAGGCAAAGUCUGCCGGCCAGGGAGGCCAGACUCCGGGGCCCUCCGCAGUGGUCUGAAUACCAAAGCUUUCCAUGAUUCUGUGACUUAGGGAGACCUAGCUCUGCACUGCAGAAGCAGGUCAUUAGUACUUAGGCAUGGUUCUCCGCUGCUGCUCACCUGUACGUCAGGGACACCUUGAGAACAAACGUUUAGGUCAUAUCAGUUCAACAAAGCAUCUCACUGUCAUCUGUGUGAACAGAAAAACACAGACGAAUGGAUUUGCUACCAAGCGAUGAGAAAUCAGUUUUCUAUAAACAGUUUUCUCCAAUCAUGUUACAUACACAUGUACAGUAGGAUUUCAUAUGUAUACAGAAGUUAUAUUAAAGUGUUUUAUUCAU